UGUGAGGAGGAGCCACAGUCUACCGCCAGUUUUCAAGACUAGAUUGUAUGUAUAAUAUUACACUGGAAGUCUGUGAUGUCAGAUGUUCACAUCAUAACUCCUGGCACAAAGUCAGACGUGCUCAGUUUGACCACCUGAGCAAGAGGACAUGCUAUACACAGGUCACAGACUGAAGGUGAUGAUGUUGAUGUGGAUUACAGUGACGUUUUUUAAUAAAAUUGAUUCUGCACAGACAAACGAUAUCAGUCAGCCGGACCCAAUGAUCACUGCUGGUGUGGGUGAUAACGUGACUCUGCACUGCUUUAGACUGAGAGAAGAUAACUCUGGAUCCAUCGUCUGGUACAAGCAAAAAGUCGGACACGAGCCUUGUGUAAUGGUCACAGUUCUACAGGAAACCAGUUUCGAAGAUGAGUUCAAGUCACCGAGAUUCAGCAUCGAGAAAGAAAAAAGGAACUACCAUUUAAAAAUUAUUAACGUGGAACCAUCAGAUGAAGCCGUGUAUUACUGUGGAUAUAGAAAAUUUUUAACAAGGUUUGGAAAUGGAACAUAUUUAUCAGUGAAAGGUGAUGGAGAUGUAAAAGUGUCAGUGUUCCAGAGCGGCGUGUCGGACUCGGUUCCUGCAGGAGCGUCAGUGACUCUGCAGUGCUCGGUUCUCUCUGAGAGCAGAUCAGCAGAACUCCAAGUGCUCUGGUUCAGAGCUGCUCCACCACAAUCCCAUCCUCAAAUCAUUUACACUCAUCAUGACAGCAGCCACCAGUGUGAGAGCGGCUCUUCUACACACACCCGUGUGUACAACUUCUCCAAUAACAUCCUCAGCCUCAAUGAUACUGGAACUUACUACUGCGCUGUGGCCGUGUGUGGGAAGAUCAUUUUCGGGAACGGGACACGAGUACAGUUGGAGAGAUCUGGGGAUCCUGUAGUGAUCUACCUCGCUGUAGCUUUGGGAGUGUGUGUGGUCGUGAUCUUUGCUUUGAUCUUUGUCAUAGCCUGUGGAGGGAGACUCUGUGAACAAAGUAAGCUGAGACUCAAACAAGGUUCUGUGAGAGACAAGACCCUCAAUCAGGACUGUGACAAUGUGGAGCUGAAUUACGCUGCCUUACAUUUCAAUGAGAGGAGAGCCAAACGAGGACGAGUGAAGAAACAACAACCUCAAGACGUUAUAUAUUCUGAUGUGCGAGGUCGUUCUAUAACGUAGAUUUGAUCUCUAUCUGAUUCAGUGUCAUUAGUUCUGUUAUCA
This is a messenger RNA of Ictalurus furcatus (blue catfish), 1237 nucleotides long. RefSeq lists its product as uncharacterized. The record is from RefSeq and is a predicted model, not a curated record. NCBI's taxonomy places the organism in Eukaryota, Metazoa, Chordata, Actinopteri, Siluriformes, Ictaluridae. Bases 149 to 1195 code for a protein of 348 amino acids. The transcript is spliced from 6 exons. Gene Ontology annotation, biological process: response to bacterium.